AUGGCGACCUUAGGCAGAUUCAUCUCCAGGCUCUCUGAUAAGUCCCACACCUUCUUCGAAACACUCAAGGAGCCAAAGGACUUCGAAUGGGCCGAGGAGUGCGAGUCGGCUCUUCUGGAGUUCAAGCCUUAUCUUACCACUCCCCCUCUCUUAUCUAAACCCUUGCUCGGUGAAGUCUUACUGCUAUAUGUCGCAGUAUCAGAGCAUGGAGUCAGCGCAGUCCUUGUUCGAGAAGAGGGAACCAAGAAAAUGCCAAUCUAUUACGUGAGCAAAGCCCUUCUGGAUGCGGAAACUCGCUACAGUCAUCUAGAAAAGUUGUCUCUGGCCCUAGUGAUCGCCGCUCGCAAGUUGCGGCCUUACUUUCAGGCUCAUCCGGUGGUGGUCGUCACUUCCUUCCCUAUAAAGCUGGUCCUACAUAAGCCCGAGGUCUCCGUAAGAUUGACGAAGUGGGCAGUGGAACUGGGGGAAUACGAUAUAAUCUUCUGGCCCGCUAUGGCAGUUAAGUCCCAGGCCCUAGCGGACUUUGUGGCUGAAUUUUCUCCAGCCUUGCUCCCGGCUCUCGAACAGGAGGUACGCCUUCAGAGCGGGAUAAAGGAAGAAGGAGAAUGGAUCCUACAUGUGGAUGGAUCCAGUAACGUUCGAGGGGCAGGAGUAGGGAUCGUACUCACGUCCCCAACAGGGAACACAGCCUUGAGAGCCAUAAGAUUUAAUUUCAAAGCGACGAACAACGAAAGCGAGUACAAGGCCUUGAUCGCUGGGCUAUCGCUCGCUCACCAGCUGGGUGCGGAGAAUAUCAAAGUCUAUUGCGACUCCCAACUGAUUAUCAACCAGGCGCCGGGAGAAUACUGGGCUAAAGAUGACAGCAUGAUCCGGUAUCUGGUAGUCGCUCAACGACUCAUCAAGAAGUUCAAAAGCUGCAAGCUCACUAAGAUCCCCAGGGAGCAGUAUUCACAAGCUGAUGCUCUGGCCAACUUAGGGUCCGCCCUCGAGACCCAGAUCCAGAUGAGCAUCCCCCUGUUAGUGCUCCAAUGGCCAGCCACCCUAGUAGAGCAACAAAACGAAGAGAUUUCCGCCAUCAAAGAAGAAGAAACCUGGAUGACUCCCCUGGUCCGGUACCUGGAGGACGAUAUAUUUCCAGAAGACCACAACGAGAGCAGGAAAAUCAAGAAGAAAGCCGCUAGGUACUGUCUCUCUCAGGGAAAGCUAUACCGAAGAUCGUUCUCUGGCCCAUAUCUGAGAUGUGUUACACCCCGUGAAGCAACUAAGAUCCUAGUGGAAUUACACGAGGGAGAUUGA
Messenger RNA from Brassica oleracea var. oleracea, 1296 nucleotides. RefSeq lists its product as uncharacterized. Bases 1 to 1296 code for a protein of 431 amino acids. NCBI's taxonomy places the organism in Eukaryota, Viridiplantae, Streptophyta, Magnoliopsida, Brassicales, Brassicaceae. The record is from RefSeq and is a predicted model, not a curated record. Gene Ontology annotation, molecular function: RNA-DNA hybrid ribonuclease activity; nucleic acid binding. The transcript has a single exon.